CGUGGUGCCCCUGGAUACGCCCGGUGGCUGCUUUGGGGUCUGGGGCUCAGGCAGGGGCCAUUUUGCAGAAGGCAGUCUCCCGGAGUUGGGAGCGGCUUGGCAGCUAACUGAAGCUGUUCCUUUCCCUCCUCUACAGCUUGUGGCUUGUAGAGGAACCUGGAAGGCUGGGCUCCAUCGAGCCCUUCACAGACGAUGGUUUCCUACAGCCUUUGCCAUCUGACGACUCUCCAUGGAGGCUGUGCCCUCUGCGCUGCUCCUGCUGCCGCACCUUCCAGCCCUCUGUGCCUAUCGCCUCCAGAGCUGCAGUCGUCCUUCCGCCCCAGAGACUGAUGAUAGUCGAGGUGGGGGCACCAUGAGAGGCGAGAAAAACUACUGCCGUGGAGCUGCCGGAGACCACGGUUCCUGCCCCCCGACACCUUCACCUCUGGCCUCGACCCUCGUGAUGCCCGCGGAGGCAGUCACAAGUGGUUGGUCUGGGUCUGGAGGUGGUUUGGCAGGGGGAGACGAAGAGGAGACUCGGCUUCUUCAACUCCUUCGGACCGCGCCAGAUCCUUCCGAGGCCUUCCAGGCUUUGCAGGCUGCUUUGCCGCGGCGGGGCGGUCGACUCGGCUUCCCCCGACGGAAGGAAGCAUUGUACCGGGCCUUGGGCCGAGUGCUUGUGGAAGGAGUUAGUAAUGAGAAGCGACUCUGCUUGCAGCUCCUCUCGGACGUUCUCCGGGGUCAGGGGGAGGCAGGCCAGCUGGAAGAGGCCUUUAGCUUAGCACUUCUGCCUCAACUUGUUAUCUCCUUAAGAGAAGAGAAUCCAGCCCUACGGAAAGAUGCGCUACAAAUCCUACAUGUCUGUCUGAAACGUAGUUCUGGACAGGUGCUGAGAACGCUUAUACAACAGGGACUGGAAAGUACCGACGCCCGACUUCGAGCUUCCACAGCACUACUGUUCCCCAUCCUGCUUACUCCUGAGGAUUUGUUGCUCAGCUUAGAUCUCACCGAGGUAAUAAUAUCCUUAGCCAGAAAGCUUGGCGAUCAGGAGAUAGAAGAAGAAUCUGAGACUGCUUUCUCUGCACUUCAGCAAAUUGGGGAACGACUUGGCCAAGAGAGAUUUCAGUCCUAUAUCUCUCGCCUGCCAUCUGCGUUGAGGAGACAUUACAAUCGCCGCCUGGAGUCUCAAUUUGGAAGUCAGGUUCCUUAUUAUUUGGAACUUGAAGCCUCUGGAUUUCCUGAAGAUCCUCUCCCCUGUGCAGUGACUGUUUCCAACAGCAAUCUUAAAUUUGGGAUUAUUCCUCAAGAGCUUCAUUCAAGGUUGUUAGACCAGGAAGACUAUAAGAACCGGACUCAGGCUGUUGAGGAACUAAAACAGGUGAUGGGAAGAGUUAACCCUAGUUCUACCCCUCAUUCCAGUCUUGUCGGUUUCAUUAGCUUGUUGUAUAAUUUGUUAGACGAUUCAAACUUCAAAGUGGUCCAUGGCACACUUCAGGUCCUGCAUUUACUGGUUAUUCGCCUUGGAGAGCAGGUACAACAGUUCUUGGGACCAGUUAUAGCAGCUUCUGUCAAAGUGCUGGCAGAUAACAAGUUGGUAAUCAAACAAGAAUACAUGAAAAUCUUCCUCAAGCUAAUGAAGGAAGUAGGUCCUCAACAGGUGCUUUGUUUACUCCUGGAACAUCUCAAACAUAAGCAUUCCAGAGUGAGAGAGGAGGUAGUGAACAUUUGCAUCUGCUCCCUCCUGACUUAUCCAAGUGAAGAUUUUGACUUAACCAAACUGUCUUUUGAUCUUGCCCCAGCUCUUGUAGAUAGCAAACGCAGGGUACGCCAAGCAGCUCUUGAAGCCUUUGCUGUGUUGGCAUCGUCAAUGGGCUCAGGUAAAACCAGCAUCCUUUUCAAAGCUGUGGAUACUGUUGAACUGCAAGAUAAUGGAGAUGGAGUGAUGAAUGCUGUGCAGGCCAGAUUGGCUAGGAAAACCCUCCCAAGGUUAACAGAACAGGGAUUUGUGGAAUAUGCAAUACUUAUGCCAUCAUCUGCCCAGGGUAGGUCAAGUCAUUUGGCACAUGGAGCAGAUACAGAUUGGCUUUUGGCUGGUAACAGAACUCAGAGUGCACACUGUCAUUGUGGUGACCACACAAGGGACAGCAUGCAAAUUUGUGGAUCUUACAGUCCAACCAUAUGUACCCGAAGGGUAUUAAGUGCAGGAAAAGGAAAAAAUAAAUUACCAUGGGAAAAUGAGCAGUCUGGAGUCAUGGGAGAAAACCAGACCUCCAAUCCCAAGGAUAUAGAACAGUUUUCAGCAUAUGAUUUCAUCCCAUCUCCAAAAUUAAAGCCCUCUCAAGGAAUGCCAGUCAAUGAUGAUUUAUGUUUUAGCAGAAAAAGAGUGUCAAGAAACUUAUUUCAGAAUAGUCGGGAUUAUAACCCAGAUUCUCUUCCUGUGUGUGCUGCUGGCAGUACUGGGACUCAUCAGACAAAUGUUUCUGGGAAAUGUGGACAACUUGGAUUUUCACAGAUAUGUGGGAAAACUGGCAGUGUGGACUCUGACUUACAGUACCUGGGGACAACUAAUAGUCAUCAAGAUAAAGCGUAUGCUAGCCUAAAUUUUGCCCCUAAGACACAACAGACAUUUGGUACCCAAACAGAACGUACUUCGUCAUACUCUGGUCUAAAUCCAAGUCCAGGAGGCUUCAUCCUUCCAUCCUAUCCUGUCUCAUCACCUCGAACUAGUCCAAAGCACACAUCUCUUACUGUAUCUCCAAAGAAGUCUCAGGAUAAUUGCAUCAAUUUCUCUAAUUCCUGGCCUCUUAAAAGCUUUGAGGGACUACCAAAGCCAAGUCCACAGAAAAAGCUUGUCAGCCAAAAAUCAUCUGACCCUCCAGGAGAAAAUUCUCAAGAAAAACUAUCUCCAGUUCAACUUACCCCUGCCUUGGUGAGAUCACCAUCUUCCCGCCGAGGCCUAAAUGGGACCAAACCUGUCCCUCCCAUACCAAGGGGAAUCAGCCUUUUGCCUGAUAAAGCUGACUUAAGCACAGUGGGACCCAAAAAGAAAGAACCUGAUGAUAUUUGGAAGAGUGAAAAAGAUAGUCUUACAAUCGAUCUUUCAGAAUUGGAUAUCAGAGAUAAAGAUUUGGAUCAAGAAGAGAUGCAGAGCUUUCUUAGGUCCCUUCGUAAUAGUGCAGCUAAGAAAAGAGCAAAACUGAGUGGCAGUACUCCUGAUCUUGAAAGCCCUGAUUCUGCAAUUAAGCUUGACUUGACUGUGGACUCACCAUCUCGAUCUUCCUCUCCAAACAUCAGCUCUUAUAGUGAAAGUGGAGUUUACAGCCAAGAAUCACUGACUUCUUCUCUGUCUACAACUCCUCAGGGGAAGAGAAUAAUGUCAGACAUAUUUCCAACAUUUGGAUCAAAACCUUGUCCUACAAGACUUUCUUCUGCAAAGAAUAAAAAUUCUGAGAUAGCUGACCAAAGCCCCAGUGCAGGGAUUACAACAUCCAAUGUAAGCAUAAUUGGUCAACGUAUGAACUAUGGGUUUGGAUGUGGUGAUUUUGAAGAUGAUAGAUCCCAUGACAUUUCACCUAGUGUUUUCAAGAUACAAAAUAAGGAACACCCAAGACAUACAAAAGCAUUUACAGGGUCAUCAUCAAAUUUACAGCAAAUUCCCAGUUUUGACUUCACAUCCACAAAUACCUUACCAGAAGACUCAGUAGUAGUUGUUGGAAAAGGUGUAUUUGGAAGUCCACAUUCAGCACCAGCAGCCUGCAACCAAUCAGUGAUAUCUUCUGUGGAAAAUGGAGAUACAUUUUCAGUUAAACAAAGCAUUGAACCACCAUCGGGGAUUUAUGGAAGAGCAGUCCAGCAAAGUAUUCCAUCAUAUGUUGAUGUUGAGAAUGAAAAGGAUAUUAAAGUUUCUAUUUCAAAAUCUACUUAUGACAAGAUGAGACAAAAGAGAAAAGAGGAAAAAGAACUUUUUGACAUUAAAGAUUGUGAAAAGAAGGAACAGAAUUCCUGGGAGCAAAUGAAACAUACAGGAACUGAGAAAAUGACAUCUGAACGUGAAGCAUCUCCUGGAGCCGUUCCACAAUAUAAAGAAAGGAUUCCUUCUGUCACUCAUAGUCCAGAAAUAAUGGAUACAUCGGAACUACGGUCAUUUUCCAAACCAGAAAUAGCACUGACAGAAGCCCUGAGGCUUUUAGCUGAUGAGGAUUGGGAGAAGAAAAUUGAAGGACUGAAUUUUAUUAGAUGCUUAGCUGCUUUUCAUUCUGAAGUAUUGAACACAAAGUUGCAUGAAACAAGUUUUGCAGUAGUUCAAGAGGUGAAAAAUUUACGCUCUGGAGUUUCUCGUGCUGCUGUGGUCUGUUUAAGUGAUCUUUUCACUUACCUGAAAAAGAGCAUGGAUCAAGAACUAGAUGCUACAGUAAAAGUUUUGUUGCACAAGGCUGGAGAAUCAAAUACAUUUAUAAGAGAAGAUGUUGACAAAGCCCUGAGAGCUAUGGUCAGCAAUGUAACUCCUGCACGUGCAGUUGUUGCUCUUAUCAGUGGAGGACAAAGCCAUUUACACAUUGCGGUAAGAAGAUGUACAGCCCAGCACUUAUCAGAUGUAGUGGAAUUUAUGGAACCAGAGCGUAUUUUAUCUGGAACAAAGGAUAUGGCUGACCGCAUAUUACCAGCUGCUGCCAAGUUUGCUCAGGACAGUUCACAAGAAACCAGGUACUAUGGUCGAAAGAUGCUUUUCCUUUUGAUGUGUCAUCCAAACUUUGAUAAAAUGCUUGAAAAAUAUGUCCCAUCUAAAGACUUGCCAUAUAUUAAGGAAUCUGUUAAAAGCUUACGGCAAAAGGGUUUGGGAGAGAUACCACUAGAUACUCCUUCAGCAAAAGGAAGACGAUCUCAUACUGGUACUGUUGGAAAUACACGGUCAUCCUUUGUUUCUAGAGAUGCUUUCAAUUCAGCUGAAAGGAUAUUAAGAAUGAAAUUAAAUUUACCUUUCUUUGACUUUAGAGAAGUAACUGAAAUUCGUGACAUCACCAGAAAAUCAGUUCCCCGCAAUUCCUUAGAAAGUGCUGAAUACAUUAAAGUCAUAACAGGUUUAUUAAAUGCAAAAGACUUCCGUGAUCGUAUUAAUGGGAUUAAGCAGCUUUUAUCAGAUACUGAAAACAAUCAAGAGCUUGUUGUUGGGAACAUUGUGAAGAUCUUUGAUGCUUUUAAAUCUCGGCUUCAUGAUUCCAAUAGUAAAGUAAAUCUGGUGGCUCUAGAAACAAUGCACAAAAUGAUUCCUUUGCUUAAAGACAACUUAUCUCCUAUAAUCAACAUGCUAAUUCCAGCAAUAGUAGAUAACAAUCUGAAUUCUAAGAAUCCAGGCAUCUAUGCUGCUGCCACAAAUGUUGUUCAAGCACUGAGUCAGCAUGUAGACAAUUAUUUGCUUCUACAGCCAUUUUGCACAAAAGCUCAGUUUUUAAAUGGAAAAGCAAAACAGGAUAUGACUGAAAAGCUUGCUGAUAUUGUUACGGAACUUUAUCAAAGGAAGCCCCAUGCCACAGAACAGAAAGUAUUGGUUGUUUUAUGGCAUCUCUUAGGGAACAUGACAAACAGUGGCUCUUUGCCUGGAGCUGGAGGAAAUAUACGAACAGCCACAGCUAAAUUAUCGAAAGCACUUUUUGCGCAAAUGGGUCAGAAUCUGUUAAAUCAGGCUGCAUCUCAAUCACCACAUAUCAAAAAGAGUUUAGAAGAAUUGCUCGAUAUGACAAUAUGAAAUGAAUUAUGAAUCUUUGAUGAAAUAUAGUAUGAUGAACAAAAUUGUUUACAUGAUGACAAAUGGAACUUUUUCAAGUUACAUUUUCAGUGCCUGCACUACUCAUCUGGUAAAUUAAGUCAAUGGCUAUUUGUAUUUGCAGCCAGUGGGCACACAUCUGCUCUGUAUCAACCCUACCACUUGUACCCAUCACAGACAGAGAAACCUAAAAUAAUUAAUAUAACCUAAUAUUCAUGAAAUCUGAGGCCCAUGGAAUGAAUCCAGUUAUAUUUUUGAGGAAAGUCCUGCUCAUUUGCACUGUUCUAUAGAAACGACAGUUCAUUGCCCUAUAUGUACAAUUAGAUUUGUAAUUAAAAAUAUACUUUUUAUUAUGUAAUCAUGUUCUGUCAUUACUCAGCCUUAUUUUAUGAAGUGAAAUAAGUCAUUGAACUAUGUUAUCACAAACUAACUUUUGUGUGCUAUUUGUGAAAAACAUGUAUUUCUGAAAUCAGUCUGCUAAUAUGAUUGUGCAGUAUUAGCUUGCUUUUGCUGCUGUUAAUGUGAUAUAUUUGCUUACCAUUUGGGUUUAAUCAUCUAUAAUUGUGAAAUUUAACAAGUUAUAAUGAAGCAUGGUGACCAAAGUUUUAGAAAACACUUAAACAUUUUAAAUGCACGUUUAAGAAAACAUGUUGAAUGUAACUUCCCUAUUUUUGUGUGAAAACACUAAAUUUUAUUUCUAUAUGUCCUGACAUUUAUAAAGGUGUUAUUUUGCUGCCCAGUUGUGUAAUUCUCAAAAAUAGUGCCAGGUCUUCUAUAGGCUUUUCUCAGAAUUCUUGGGCUAUAAGUACUGUAUGCAUCUUAAAAAGAAAAGGAAUGUUAUAAAAAUAAAAGGAUUUAUUUCUGUAGA
Messenger RNA from Acinonyx jubatus (cheetah), 6608 nucleotides. It is a transcript of the gene TOGARAM1, whose product is annotated as TOG array regulator of axonemal microtubules 1. The record is from RefSeq and is a predicted model, not a curated record. Gene Ontology annotation, cellular component: cilium; cytoplasmic microtubule. Gene Ontology annotation, molecular function: microtubule binding. The coding region runs from base 230 to 5722 and encodes 1830 amino acids. NCBI's taxonomy places the organism in Eukaryota, Metazoa, Chordata, Mammalia, Carnivora, Felidae. The transcript has 21 exons. Gene Ontology annotation, biological process: microtubule cytoskeleton organization.